Molecule: messenger RNA, 696 nt
Organism: Plenodomus lingam JN3
Lineage: Eukaryota; Fungi; Ascomycota; Dothideomycetes; Pleosporales; Leptosphaeriaceae
Source: RefSeq, a predicted model, not a curated record
AUGGCCCCUCCCCUCCUCAUGGCCCCUCCCCUCCCCAUCCUCCCCAUCCCCCCAUCCUCCCUCCCCCUCUUCACCGCCAUAAACACCUACGUCCACACCUACAUGUCACAAUACGACAACUCCCACGACUACGCCCACAUCCUCCGCGUCCUCUCCAACACCCACCUCAUCCACACAUCCGAACUCCACAUCCACCCAACCACGCCCUACGACCCCACCGCCCUCUACCUCGCCGCCCUCCUCCACGACGUCGGCGACCACAAAUACGCGACCCCGGACCAAGACAGCGAAGCCUACAUCGCCACGCUCCUGCAACAGCACGGCGCGCCUGCGGCCCUCGCGCACAAAGUUCAGGAUAUCGUGACCUGCGUCAGCUACUCGCAUGAAGUGCGCAACCCGGAGAAGGUGCGCGUCAUGCUGCAGAAGCACCCGGAACUGGCGAUUGUGCAGGAUGCAGAUCGGUUGGAUGCGAUUGGGGCGGUGGGCAUAGGGCGGUGUUUUUCGUUUGGGGCGGCCAAGUUGCCGGAGCAGGGGAUGGAGAGGGUGGUGGCGCAUUUUGCGGAUAAGUUGUAUCGGUUGGAGGGGAUGAUGAAGACGGAGUGUGGGAGGGAGAUGGCGGGGAGGAGGACGGAGGUGUUGAGGGGGUUUGAGAGGGAGUGGAGGAGCGAGGUGGAGUUGAGUUUUGAGUUGAGUUGA